Messenger RNA from Xenia sp. Carnegie-2017, 3370 nucleotides. RefSeq lists its product as uncharacterized. Bases 112 to 3057 code for a protein of 981 amino acids. Gene Ontology annotation, cellular component: membrane. The record is from RefSeq and is a predicted model, not a curated record. Gene Ontology annotation, molecular function: protein binding; carbohydrate binding. The transcript is spliced from 15 exons. Lineage: Eukaryota; Metazoa; Cnidaria; Anthozoa; Malacalcyonacea; Xeniidae.
CGACAGCCUUGGCCAGCAGUUGCAAGUUUAUUGCUUCAGUCGCCUUAUUGUGUCCGCUUUUUAAUUAAUAAAAGAACAAAGAGCUUUACUGUAUAUCCUUGGAUCUAUGCAAUGAUGUGUUUAAUGAUAUGGUGGAUAUGGUGGUUAUUGUGGCUGUUAUUUGGUCAAGGAUUCACAAUGAAAAUGGGUUGGAAUGAAGAGCUUGAGUUUUGUGAGGAAGAAUGGAAGAAUUUUGUGGCGGACAAAAGUGAAAUCGAUUCGAAAUGCAACAAUACUCGUACACGUUGUUGUGUUGAGGAGAAGAAAUAUCUUUUGGAGCGAUUUAAAAUGUUUAGUGAAAUAUGUCCUCUUGAAGAAUUGGCAAAAUGGAAAGAACCAGAAAACUUCACGUGUCCACAUAAGUACAUAAAUGAAAAAGUAGAAAAGUAUUAUCUUAUACGUGAUACUAACUUUGGAAUCAUACAAGACAAAAUCCCUUACAAGUAUGUUUUAUACGGUGGAAAAACUCACUUUUGUCAUGUUGUCAUCAACAGGAACAGAAAACGAGAUACGAAUGGAUUUUUUAUCAAAUAUGUUCAGUCAGGAAAGUGUGUUGGGAAUUAUCCAAUCUCUGCCAACCUGUAUACAAUGAAAUGUUUUGAGGAGUCAGCUUAUUUUAAAUUUUUACAAUCUGGCUCCAUCAAUAGGUCGAAUACAACAAGGUGUCUUGAGGGAUACGGAAAUUAUCCAGUGUUAUCUUAUGGAAAUUUUAAUGGAGAAUGCGGAGCCAUCAAUACCAUAACCCAAACAAAUUGGGGUGGUCUAGUCUUUUCACGCUUUAAUAAAUGUAUAGUAUAUACAGGAAGUAAUUUAGUCUUGAGACUGGCUAAUUGUAAAAAUGAAGAAAAUCAGCGAUUCAAUUUUGGCUCAGUAACAUGUGAUGGAAAAAAUAUAUCGGACGUUAGUUGUUCUAAUAAUCAAUAUAUGGUGAUAAAAGUUGCAGAAUAUCGUGGAUUGAGAAACGGAAGUAUUUGUGGCUACAGUUAUGACCACAGUUGUAGUGUCGAUGUAACCUGUGACCUAAAAAAUUACUGUGAUGGUGAAAGGGAAUGUAAUAUAACUGUUGAUGAUAAUCAUUUUCAUUCGAAUAUUUGUCCUGGUUUGGAGAAAUAUCUUUACUUUGAAUAUCAAUGUAACUACACAAUUAUGGAUGUACGCCUGUCUAAAUCGAAUCUUCCGAACAAAGGUGUCGUGAAUGUUAUUACCAAGCUUAGAAACUUCACCAUUUGCAACAAAGGUCUUUUGCAUAAAAUAAAGACGAUUAUCUGUAAACAACUUGGUUAUCCUACCGCAGCAUCUGGGGCAGGCUCAAUGUCACUAUCAUCUUUGAUGCAUCAAUCGUUUAUACCUGGAAAUGUCAAAUGUGAUGCGCAAGUGAACGAUUUAUCUCAAUGUGCUAUCACUCAAAAUAAUGAUUGCUCUCAAUACUUGUACGUUACAUGUCAUGUUUGUGAUAAUCCUCUAUUAAAAAACGCAGAAAAAUUCCCAGAUUCUUGGUUUACUGCCUUCCCAAAGAGUCGUAGUGCUGCUAAAGCAAGAAUAUCCAGUGGUAGUUCAUGGUGUGCUCCUGCUGCUAAUGGCAAUCAUUACCUUCAACUGAAUUUUCCGAGUCUUUAUACAGUUAACGUUAUCACUAUCUUUGGAGACAGUUCAAGUUCAAGCUUUGUAACUAAAUAUCACUUGCAGACAAACAUUGAUGAUUUAUCUAGGAAACAAAAUGGUUACAAUGAUGCGGCUAUAGAAAAGUUUUCUGGUGGCCUUAAAUCCAAAGCUUUGCGAAUCUUUCCAUUGAAAUUUGUUGGUGCACCGUGUUUACGAAUUGAAAUUUGUGGUGGAGGUAAGAGACUUACUCCCAGACAAACCAACAGAUCUCAUUGCAACCAAAUCUGCAUCGACGUACCUCGAGAUAUCAUGGAAACAUCCCAAAAAAACUGGUGUAAAACUUGGUACAAAUAUCUCGAAUCCUCUUACAAGAUAUCUAUUGAUUUUGCUGAAGGAUACUAUGAUUGUUUUGAUAAAACUCUGGAGGUAACUGACAAAAAACCGUACAACAUUACGAAUCUUGUUCCUUACGCAACGUAUAAAGUUAAUGUAACCGCUGGCAAUUCUGAAGGCUUUGGUAGAUCAACUACAGCUACUUUUAGAACUGCUGAAGAUGUUCCCGAAGGUCCACCUUUAAAUGUUCAAAUUGUCGCCUUAAGCAGUUCAUCGUUAUCAGUUACGUGGGAGCCACCAGACAAGAAGAAAACAAAUGGAAAGAUAGUCAGUUACACUGUUUGUAUUACACAUUUGGAGAAUGAAACCUGUUCAAUGAAGUAUAUGAUCGAGGAACAGCGUUUGGACAUAAAUAAUGUGAAACCAGGGACAAAAUAUUAUGUUCGUGUUUUAGCUUCUACAAUAGUGGGAUCUGGAUGUUACAGCAAUGUUACAUGGGUAUUUACAAAUGGAUUGGCACCUGAACUGUCCACCAAGCAGAUUGGAAAUACGUUGACUUAUUUGUUGCAAAAUCCAAAUUUGGAAUAUCGAUAUUUCUAUGUAGUCGCUAUGAAAAAUGUCACAGAAGAGAGUCGACUGCCUUCUAACUUUGAAAACACAGACUUAGUGACUUAUUCUAAGGCCAUAUCCUCCACACAACCAAUGCCGUAUAUUGCUGCUGUAGUCUCUCGCAGAGACUUUAAGCCUGAUUUUACACUUGGUCAUGGUGAAAACACAAUGCGGCGUUCCAAUGGUGAAAAUUAUUAUAAUGGCCCGCUAAAGCCUGGCACUAGCUACAAAAUAUUUCAGCGCGUUUUCAUAAAUGAUCAGGGUGAUUAUUAUUCCACUGACUGGAGUCCAGUGGCAGCAACUGCCCAAAAGCACAAGUCUGAAAGACCCAUAACGGCAACUGCCCAAAGCACAGACGUUGGAAAAAUUGGAGCCAUUGCUGGUGCAGUUGUAGCUGCAAUUUUGCUCAUUAUUUUUGUCAUAUUGGUCAUUCUUUUUGUUAGGAUCAAUUCAAACUCUGCUACAGUGCAGUGAACUGCGUAUUGUAGUUAUUUGACGGCUACUAAAAGUUCUCAAAAAUGGGGGAAGUUGACUUUUUUUCGCGAAAUUAUUAGACGUUUUCUGAAAUUUAACGUACUAUAGAAGAAUAUGAUUAAGCAUAGAAUUUUAUUUCCUUUUUAACUAUAAGAGUGAACGAGAGUGAAUGUUUCUAAACAGUAUUUGAAAACAAUUUAGAACAUAACAUCAAAUUUUUAGACUAAGGAUGUAGUCAAUAUUUGAAAUAGGAUAAAAGCUGUAAUAAUUUUUAUCUAAAUACGUUAAAUAAGAAAUAAAGUUAAAUUACAAA